AUACGGGAGGCGAGAGGAACUUUCCAGCGCGAGUGAACAGGAGAACAAGUGCGCAAAAGGAAGGACGCUGGAAAAUACCAUCAGCAGCGAUUGGAAAGUUUGAGCGAAGACCACAUUUCCAGACUGAAAAUGAAAUUGGAGGAGGUGUAGUGACCUCUUAUCAGUCGUCUAACAUAGAGGGCCGUGGGGCAAACAGAGGUCUGAACCAAAGAGCAAUUAAACCGGCAAUUACAUCAGAUGGAGGUGGAUGUAGCAGAUGAGAAGCGCCAUUGCACACGCUCAAAAGUUCCCCUGGAGCCAGCCAUACAUGAGUUGUUCAGUGUGUAUGGCUGUCCUGUCGCCAAGAAGAGAAAACCGCUGGAGAGUCAUGCCCUGGAGCCCUUGCCCAAGAGGAAGGUCUUUCUAACAGUCGUAGACCAGCCGUCAAUGGAGAAAUGCUACAAAACGCACAAAAUGGAGGAGAUGGAUGAAAAAGAGGAGGAAGAGGAGGAGGAGGAAGAAGAAGAUGAGGACGAGGAAAAGGAAGACGAAGAGGAACCGGAGGAGGAAUAUACUGACAACGAGGACCAAUAUGAACAGGAAGAGGUAGAAGUGAUUAAUGGAGAAGAGGAAGAGGUGGAGCAGGAAGAAGAGGAAGUGGUGGAGGAGGAGGAGGAAGAGGAAGAAGAUGUAGAAAGAGAGGGGGAGGAUGAUGAAGAUGAGGAUGAGGAUGAGGUGGAGGAAGAUGAGCAAGAGGAUGAAGAGCAAAUUCAAGAAAUAGAGAGUGGCCAUAUGAAUUGCAGUCCCAGCAGAACAAGCCCCUCCAUGGCGAAGGACAACAACAACAACGAUGAAUAUGACAACUACGAUGAACUAGUGGCCAAAUCUCUGCUUAACCUGGGCAAGAUCGCAGAGGACGCCGCUUAUCGGGCCAUGACCGAGUCCGAGAUGAACAGCAACUCCUCAAACAGCGCAGAAGAGGAGGACGAGGAGGAGGAAGAGGAAGAAGAAUAUGACGAAGAUGAAGAAUAUGAGGAUGAGGAAGGUUCAAGGAAAGGUGAGCUGAGUCUAGAUGUGAACAGUGAUGUGGUAAGAGAGACUGUGGACUCUCUAAAGCUCCUGGCGCAGGGUCACGGAGUCACGCUCUUGGAAAACCUCCACGAAAAGCCGUUUCAUGAUGAUGGGAGCGAGAACACGGACUGCAAUCUAAAUGGAAAUGGAUCCAUGGGUAAUGGACUCAGCGGUAACUGUGGUAAACCCACCACUAAUGGCCAGAUGGCAGAGAAAAGUGACGAGGAAGUUUGUCUGAGCAGUUUGGAGUGUCUUCGCAACCAGUGCUUUGACUUGGCACGCAAGCUAAGCGAGACCAAACCAGCCGAGCGGCUCAUCAAUAACCAGCAGGAGAUUCAUCAGCUUUAUCAAGAGGCCCAGCAGCAUCAGCAGCAUCAGAGUCCUGAGGAGUCCCGCGUACUUGAGCGGAAUUACUCUGACAUGGUCAACCUGAUGAAGCUUGAGGAGCAGCUCAGUCCACGCUCCAAGACUUUCUCCAGCUGUGCCGCAGAACACAAGGGCUUCCAGGACUGCGAUGAAGACACCACCUCCGUCACGUCGGACCGCUCAGAGGAUGUUUUCGACAUGACCAAAGGCAACCUGUCACUGCUGGAGAAGGCCAUAGCGCUGGAAACGGAGCGGACCAAAGCUUUGCGGGAAAAAAUGGCUUCGGAAGCAGUCAGGAGAGAUAGACUGCAUUUGCAUGAGGAUGGUUUGAGGCACAGCUAUGCGGAGGAGCGGAAGGCUCGUCUGCACCAUGAUGGCCUAAAGAAGCCCUACUACCUUAAAGAUUCUUCACGGUCGGGGAAAAAAGAGAGUCGGUGUCCAACGCCUGGCUGUGACGGCACAGGUCAUGUGACGGGUUUGUACCCACACCAUCGCAGCCUGUCUGGAUGCCCUCAUAAAGACAGAGUCCCGCCAGAAAUUCUUGCAAUGUAUGAAAAUGUUCUUAAGUGCCCUACGCCUGGCUGCACGGGCCGGGGUCACGUCAACAGCAACAGGAACUCUCACAGGAGCCUGUCGGGCUGUCCAAUAGCGGCUGCAGAGAAACUGGCCAAAGCCCAUGAGAAACAUCAGUCAUGUGAUGGAGGCAAAUCCAACCAGGCUUCAGAUCGUGUGCUCAGGCCCAUGUGCUUCGUCAAACAGCUGGAGAUUCCACAGUACGGCUAUAAAAACAACGUGCCCACUUCAACCCCACGAUCCAACCUGGCCAAAGAGUUAGAGAAAUACUCCAAAAACAGCUUUGACUACAACAGCUAUGACAACAACAACGUCUACAGCAAACGGCACACUGCUGCACCCAAAGUCCACAGUCGGGACACACUGCCCAAAACUGAUGAUGUGAAGCACUACUGCAAGAGCUCCAGUUCGGCGAGCAGCACCACCAGCAGCUACGGGCCCAGCAGCAGCAGCCUGAGCUGUGGAGGAGGAGGAGGAGCGAGAGGAGGAGAGAGCAGCGCCAGCAGCACCUGCAGCAAGAGCAGCUUCGACUACACACACGACAUGGAGGCGGCACACAUGGCUGCUACCGCCAUCCUCAACCUCUCCACCCGCUGCAGAGAGAUGCCCCAGAGCCUGAGUAGGAAACCCCUGGAGAUCUGCACACAGUCUGAUGAUCUGGAUCCCUUCCAGGACAUUUUAGAGGACAGCGUAUACACUACUGAUGUUGGCAUUCCCAGUCCCAAACCAAAAUUUCCUCCUUGCAAAGAAAGCAAAAAGGACCUGAUAACUCUUUCAGGCUGUCCUUUAGCAGAUAAAAGCAUUCGGAGUAUGAUGGCCACCAACUCACAAGAACUCAAAGACAGUGAGUCACAGUGCCCGACCCCGGGCUGUGAUGGCUCGGGACAUAUCACUGGCAACUACGCUUCACACAGAAGUUUGUCAGGAUGUCCACGGGCUCGGAAGACUGGAAUAAAGAUAACACACAGUAAAGAGGACAAGGAAGACCAGGAGCCGAUCAGGUGUCCAGUCCCUGGAUGUGAUGGUCAGGGUCACAUAACGGGCAAAUAUGCGUCACACCGCAGCGCGUCAGGCUGCCCUCUAGCGGCCAAACGGCAGAAGGAUGGCUAUAUCAAUGGAUCCCAGUUCACAUGGAAGGCUGGGAAGACGGAUGGCAUGUCGUGUCCCACUCCAGGCUGCGACGGCUCUGGACACGUCAGCGGCAGUUUCCUGACCCACAGAAGUCUCUCUGGUUGCCCACGUGCCACAGCAGCAAUGAAGAAAGCCAGACUAUCAGGAGUGGAGAUGCUCACAAUAAAACAGCAAACAAGCAAUGGUUUAGACUGUGACGCAGAUGUUAAACAGCUGGAUGAAGACAUUAAAGAUUUAAAUGAAUCAAAUUCACAGGUGGAGGCGGAUAUGAUCAAACUUAGAACACAGAUUACCACAAUGGAGUCUAAUCUGAAGUCCUUAGAGGAAGAAAACAAGGUGAUUGAACAGCAAAAUGAAUCUCUCCUGCAUGAGCUGGCCAGCCUCAGCCAUUCACUGAUAAACAGUUUAGCUAAUAUCCAGCUACCUCAUAUGAAAUCACUUCACAAAGAGGCUCCGGUUAGACAUAACAGCUGUUUACAUCAGAGAGAGCCGAUGAGCGAACAGAACUUUGACGCAUACGUGACCACGCUAACGGACAUGUACACGAAUCAAGAUCACUAUCAGAGUCCAGAGAACAAGGCCCUGCUAGAAAAUAUAAAACAAGCUGUACAAGGCAUCCAAGUCUAGCAUCUCAGAACUUUCCUAAAACAAAGGAAUACUGAGGAAAGAAGACACUUCCAGAAAAAAAAAAAAUUUAUAAUACUCAUAUGGGAUGCCUCAUGCUUUGCUGUUGUAGUUUAUCAAACAGUGUUAAAUUCAUGUUCUUUUAAAAAGUGUUAUGCUGACUAAACAUGGUUUUUCUUUGGGUUUAUUUUUCUGGCCUUGUUUAAAAAAAAUAAUGAUCUGCAAAAUAGUUUUUGAAAGUAUUCACAUUUUGUACGUUUUCAUAUUGGCUAAUGUAAUGUGACUCAUCCUUCUCGCUGCUCAUUGAUGCACCUUUUUAGUGUAUAUUUUUGAACAGUAAUGCACCCAAUACUGAACAUUAGUUGAUGCUUGCUGAAAGAGUGUCACAAACUGGAAAAAGGUAGCCACUAAACAUUUCUGCUCAUCAUAAAGAUGUUUUGUGCCAUUAAUGAAAUGACAAGAGUUUCUUUUUAACAUUAAAGGAAUAGUUCUCCCUAAAAAUAACAAUUUUCUGAAAAUGUACUCAUCCUCAGACAUCCAAGAUGUAGAUGAGUUUAUUUCUUCAUCACAGUUGGAGAAAUGUAGCAUUGCAUCACUUGCUCACUAAUGGAUGCUCUGCAGUGAAUGGGUGCCGUCAGAACGAGAGUCCAAAAAGCUGAUAAAAACAUCACAAUCCACAAGUAAUCCAUUCCACACCACUCCAGGCCGUCAGUUAACAUCUUGUGAAGCCAAAAUCUGCAUGUUUGUAAGACACAAACACUCAGAGAGAAAUAUGCAGAGAUCAAGCACCAUUUACAAGCCAUAUAAGUCAUAAUUCGUAACCCACGGUUCUAAACAAAUAUGUAGGUGGAUUUUGAUGCGAGACAGCAAAAGGAGAGGAACUUUUAUUUGUUUCCUAAAAACAUGGAUCUUUUUGCUUCGCAAGAUGGAGUGGUAUGGAAUAAUUGUGUAUUAUUGUGAUGUUUUUAUCAGCUGUUUGGACUCUCAUUCUGAUGGCACCCAUUCACUGCAGAGCAUCCAUUGGUGAGACACUGAUGCAGUGACACAUUUCUACAAAUCUGUUCUGGUUAACAAACAAACAUCUUGGAAGGCCUAAAGGUGGGUACAUUUUUAGCAAAUGUUCAUUUUUGGGUGAAGAAUUACUUUAAUAUCAGCUAUCAAUGAUGAGGGGUAGGUGUUAAAAACAAAGAUCAUAGAAAUGAAAGCUUAUGGUAGAGACCCUGUUACUGCUUCAAAAUGCAAAAGGAAAUGCUUUGAUUAUUUGUGGCUUCCUCAUUUAAUCUGCAUCAGUGUAACGGCAAUAGUGGCUCUAAACAUCACGUCGUGAUUUGGUCUCUUCUUGAAAUAACAGUAGCCAGAAUGGAACUGUCUCAGCAAUAUAUGACUUAACAAUGUGUAUAAAAAAAGAGAUGCAAUCUAUGUGGUGGGUAUAUGCAAUUUCAUGUUUGUAAACAGUGGAAGCUACAAAAUCUUUUUACUAUAUGUAAAUGAUUGAUUUUUAUAUAAAUCUUUUAAUACAAAUGUUUUAAAGGGACAGAAAGGUGGAAAUUAGGUUUAGAGACGUACAAUGCUCUGAGUUUCAUUUUGUUCCUGUAUACAGUGCUGUGCAGGGACACAUUUGUUUCCAUGCUUGGAUGUUUGUACAGUAUGGAAACUAAAGCAAAAGGUAUCUGUAAAGAAUAUAGACAAUGAAAACGGGACCUACAGGGUUUUUGCCCCCCACUUUUGUGCCAGAAGACUAUUUGCACUUAUCCCACCUUCGGUCGAUGUGCAAUCUCCAGGUGUCUCUUUGGCACGAGGAAGGCAUGAUGACAGGCGUUCAGUGGUUUGAGGAGAUCAGAGAUCACAGGGAUUUGAAAUAUUAAUGAGGACAAUAUCUUUACGAGAAAUAUUGUGCAUUUUUAAAUAACAAUGCUAGUUCGUUGAGUAUGUUCUAUAUCAUACAAAAUAAUCCCCAGCAGCACUUUAUGUCUAAUCACUGUACAAAAUCAUUAAAGUAGUCAAUUGAAAUAAAACGUUUUAAGAGAAAAAAAUCCCACUGCAAUGGGAUCGGUUGUUCAAGUCAGCAGUAGAGUUCGGGGGUGUUGCGGCAUUACGUGAACCCCUAAUUUCCAUUGUACUAUUAGCUGUAGCAACCUUGUUAAUACCUUAUUGAGAGCUAAUGCAAAGGUGCUUGUACUUCACUGGAUCUCGUCCAUUGUACUAAUCAGUCCUUUUUAGGGCUCCAUCAUUCAUGCACAGCAUCACAUCUGCAGCUUUUUGCCAAUAUAGUAAUGCUUUCGAUAGAGAAAUAGCUAGUAUCAGUUUUUGAAUCGAUUAUCGUCAUCGGUACAAUGGAAAUGGGAAUUUAAGCACAAACAUGCUGCUCAUUUACUGUCGGUGCAUAAUACUUUUUUUUUUUAAAACAUAUGUGACUAAUUACUCAACGUAAGAUGAAAGAAGUCACAUAUUCGAAUGCUGAUUUUUCAUAUGAAUUAUUGUGAAUUCAUGAGUUCAUUUAUCUAAAAUUCUUCAUUUCAAGGCUGAUUUGUUUAAUCAUCAAUGAAGACAGGAUUUUGUAUAAACUAUUGUGCUCUCUGUGGAACUGGAGUUUGAUUUAUUUUUGUACGAUACAGCAUGAAUUUGUUUUAAUUUUACUAUAAAUGUGUGAGAUCACAAGUUACAGUGAUUUUUCAUUUUUAAAUUGUGAAAUUUGUACAAUAUUUGUCAUGCUGGAUGUUGACACAUCGUACUCUGAAUAAAGAAAAUGGUGUUGCCACAGACUAGACAUCUUCUAUGACUGCAAAAUAAGUUGACAAUAUAGGUCAUGAAUUAAUGUCUCGUGUAAAUCCUGAUGAGAAGCAUACUACUUCCUCUGAUAAAGGAGUUCUUUUCCUGUAUUUCUGGUUUUGUUAUUCAUGUCAACUAAGCUGACAGUCUGAAUCAAUAAAAUCAAUGAAUCAAUAAAAGAGUA
Molecule: messenger RNA, 6697 nt
Organism: Onychostoma macrolepis
Lineage: Eukaryota; Metazoa; Chordata; Actinopteri; Cypriniformes; Cyprinidae
Gene: myt1lb
Product: myelin transcription factor 1-like, b
Exons: 23
Coding region: 238-3747 (1169 amino acids)
Biological process (GO): regulation of transcription by RNA polymerase II
Cellular component (GO): nucleus
Molecular function (GO): RNA polymerase II cis-regulatory region sequence-specific DNA binding; DNA-binding transcription factor activity, RNA polymerase II-specific; zinc ion binding
Source: RefSeq, a predicted model, not a curated record